AUGUGGCGGGUGUCGACUGCUCCCCUUCUUCUUGUCGCAGUUCUAUCAAGCGCAACCGAUUUAGAGGAACAAGUUUACGACCUCCCUGGAGGAGAAUACACGGAAUAUGCAAGCUUGUUGGAUACUAUACCACAGUCACAACAUAUCUCGUCCAAACGAGUAGAUAUGGACAGUGACAUGCCAGGAGUAUUUCGAUUUGGGAAGCGCGAAGAUCAUGUGAAAAAAAGUGUUCCUGGAGUCCUUCGCUUUGGAAAACGAUCCAAUAAGAAAAGCGUGCCAGGUGUCCUUCGAUUCGGAAAGCGGAGUGUUCCACAUGUGUUGCUGCUCGGAAAAAGAGGAGCUGAUGUUUUCAGAUUUGGAAAGCGGAACAACGGUAACAUGAUUUCUUUUCCGGUACUCGUAAAGAAGAGUGUUCCUGGUAUGCUUCGUUUUGGAAAAUAA
This is a messenger RNA of Necator americanus (New World hookworm), 441 nucleotides long. RefSeq lists its product as uncharacterized. The record is from RefSeq and is a predicted model, not a curated record. Bases 1 to 441 code for a protein of 146 amino acids. The transcript has 5 exons. Lineage: Eukaryota; Metazoa; Nematoda; Chromadorea; Rhabditida; Ancylostomatidae.